Molecule: messenger RNA, 1038 nt
Organism: Pelecanus crispus (Dalmatian pelican)
Lineage: Eukaryota; Metazoa; Chordata; Aves; Pelecaniformes; Pelecanidae
Source: RefSeq, a predicted model, not a curated record
AUGUGCCGGACACAUGAGGAUGAAGGACCAAAGCAUGAGAGGAGCCUCUACCAAAUCGUGGAGGUGGAUAACCGAGACCUCUGCCCCCCUGGAGAGCAGGCAUCUGUCACUGACAUGAGGGUACGUUACAUCCCUGGUGAGCCCGAUGUACAGCCAGAGGUGCAGGUCCUCCCUCAGUCCUGCGAUCCUCAGACCAUUGCAUACUUGAUCCACGUGAUCCAGAAUUUGAACGAUCCUGAAGCUACCACGUACGAGAUUGUCUGCCAGCAGCCUCACAACGUGGGGCAGCCUAUUUACGUGAAAAAGUGCUACGUGUCACCCCAGCCACCAGCAGUCCCAUGUGACAGGAGCAGCCACCCAGAGCCACGACCACAAAGGGAUGAGCGAGAAAAAGGGGAGCCCGAACCGCCACGGCAGGAGGGCACACCAGCUUCCAGCUCCCAGGAUCUCGAGCCACAGGAGAGGUCUGAAACAGGGGUGAAGGAAGGAGUUCACCAGGCUUCUGCCUCUGAGCUGGAUGGUGUUAGGGGUGACCCUUGUCAGGCAAAGACCAAGGAGGACGGGAGGCACAGCCAGCACCCCAAGAUUCCCGACGCAGAAGAGAAGGAGCAUCAGCCCCAGGGAGAUGGAUCAAAAGCUGCCAGGAAGCAGGUCCCAUGGGAAACCAAAUCCAGCUGCCAGGUGAGGGAGCAUGAGGACAGGGAGGCCAAGAGCUGCCCACCUCUGCCCCAGGCUCCGGAGCCACGGGAAGCUUGCAAGACAGGCCAGCGAGCCGCUGAAGAGAGCCAUCCCCAGCCACCCCAGAGAGAUGAAGCGAGCCGCUGCCAUGAGGAUGCAGAGCUUCCCCCGCCAGAGAAGAGCUGCCAGCCACAGCAGGAGGAGAACAGCAAGAGCAGCUCCCGGCAAGUGAGCGAUGCCCAGCCUCAACGGGAGGAGGAACCACGCCUUUGCACUAAGCAGAGCCAGGGUCCCCCUGGCCCCCCGGUCUCACAGGAGGCACCGAGCCAUGCUGCUGGGGAUAAAGCCAAGGCAUCUUGA